AUGGCGUUUCAGACUUUGGCUAAUAGCUUUGUCAGAUUGGAUAUUUCAAAAUAUGGAAAGGUUCUAGCUUAUGUUGAGGCGAGGUCAUCUCUUUUGGAGCAGAUUAAGGCACAACAGUUCGAUAACGCGAAGUUGUGUAAGAUUCGGGAUAAGGUGUUGAGUGGUGAGGCCAAGCAGUUCAUGAUUAAUAGUAAAGGUGUCUUGAGGAUUAAAGGGCGCAUUUGCAUUCCUCGUGUGGGUGGAUUGAUUCGUUUGAUAUUGGAGGAGGCUUAUAGUUCCAGAUAUUCUAUUCAUCCGGGUGCAACAAAGAUGUAUUGUGAUUUGAGGCAGCAUUAUUGGUGGGAUUUGUUGAGAGAGUCCUUGGACAAAGUGAAGUUUAUUCAGGAAAAGCUUUUGGCUGCUCAGAGUAGGAAAAAGAAGUAUGUGGACUGA
This is a messenger RNA of Lycium ferocissimum, 432 nucleotides long. RefSeq lists its product as uncharacterized. The coding region runs from base 1 to 432 and encodes 143 amino acids. Lineage: Eukaryota; Viridiplantae; Streptophyta; Magnoliopsida; Solanales; Solanaceae. The record is from RefSeq and is a predicted model, not a curated record. The transcript has 2 exons.